This is a messenger RNA of Cryptococcus deneoformans JEC21, 2058 nucleotides long. RefSeq names its product membrane protein, putative. NCBI's taxonomy places the organism in Eukaryota, Fungi, Basidiomycota, Tremellomycetes, Tremellales, Cryptococcaceae. Gene Ontology annotation, molecular function: transmembrane transporter activity. The record is from RefSeq and is a predicted model, not a curated record. The coding region runs from base 410 to 1891 and encodes 493 amino acids. Gene Ontology annotation, biological process: transmembrane transport. The transcript is spliced from 6 exons.
ACAAGGAAAAUGCCGAGCCGGCGUUUAAUAAUAGUAAUCCCGAAGGACCAAUCGGGUAAGCUAUCUGUUAUCUCGAGAUCUAGAGUACCUCCGCACCCAAACGCCCGUCAGUGGUCAGGGUCGACUUGCAAGCGACGCUUACACUUUCUCUGCUUUUCUCCCAUCGACUAUGGUCGAACAGACGACGGCUGAACCUGUUUCGUGUUAUUGUUCCGGCGGAGAACACCUUUAUCUCAUAUCUCACAUGAUCAUAACGCAGUAUUUCUGGUGCGAUAACGGGUUUAGACCUCUUCGGGUAAACAAAUGAAAUGAUAUAUGAAGCAGAUUAAAAGGUCACUUCUUAUUAAGAACACAGGUCGAAUCCAAGGUUCACUCAAACACCGCCAGAAAAGACAAGAACCACUCAAAUAUGUCUUCGCCAGACCGAAAGUCGGAAGAGCUGGUUGUGCAGAUGCCAGCGCUCGAAACUAGUAUUAUGGAGGUUGAAGUGGUCCCGCCACCACCUAAACCACAGUCGAAGUGGAUGGCCAUUUACCGAAGUUCUCUUUUCCAGAUCUGCGUUGUUUCAGCCCUCGCCUUCUGUGGCCCUGCUAUGGCUGAUGCGAUCAGCGGUCUUGGUGGUGGUGGUCAAGCUACUCCUUACACAGUUAAUGCCGCCACAUGUGCUUCAUACUGUGCUGUCGCUGUAAUCUCCCUUCUCGGUGGUCCUCUUGCAUCUCGUAUGGGCAUCAAAGGCAUGCUCAUCGCCGGUGCCGCCACAUUCGCUAUUAAUGGUUCCGCUUACUACGUGAACAGCAAAUACGGUGUCCAGUGGUAUCUCAUUUUCGGUCGUUUUCUCUACGGUGCCGGUUUCGGUUUUUGGUAUGUUGCUGAGGCUGCCAUCAUUUUAUCAUAUCCUGAAGAAGGCCGACGAGGCAAAUAUCUUGCCAUCUGGGUCGGUUCUCGUAACCUUGGUCAACUCGUCGGCGGAAGUAUCUCCCUCGCCCGGAAUGCCAAGACAGCCGCUGCUGGUGCCAUCGCCACAUCUACCUAUCUCAUUUUCGUCGCUAUUGAGGCCAUUGGCUUUCCCAUCUCAUUCCUUAUCUCCCCUCCUCACAAGGUUCGACGAUCUGAUGGUGUCCCCAUCGUCUUGGCUGCAAAGAAGCCUUGGAAGUACGAGUUCCUCGACCUUUACAGGGCCAUCAUUUCCCCUCGAAUGCUCCUCCUCAUGCCCAUCGGUUUCUACUCCUACUUUUACGGCGGUGUGCUCUCCACAUACCUAACAAACUACUUCUCCGUCCGUGCUCGAGCGUUGUCAUCUUUCAUUGUCCCUACCGGUAUCAUUGUUUUCACUGGUAUCUACGGUAAAUUCUUCCUUGAUAACAAGCAUUGGACACAACGUCGCAGGGCGCAAAUUGGUUUUGCUAUUUUCAUGAUUCCCUCUUUGGCGUCUUUCGGCUGGCUCUGUGCCAAUCAGGCCAAGUUCCUCAACACCAGUCCCAAGUACGAUUGGAACUCCGCCGGAUGGGCCAACGCCUACGUUCCUUUCUACAUCAUGCAGGUCUGCGGUUACCUCUGUCAAACUUACAUCUACUGGCUCAUCUCCUGUUUCACAACCGACGUUGGUGGAAACGCCCGUAACGGUGGUAUCUUCCGAUGCGUUGAAGCCGUUGGACAAGCUGUCUCAUAUGGUAUCAACUCCAACGCCAAAACCCGUUUCAUCCCUUUGGGUAUCAACUUUGGGCUCGCUGUCCUCUGUAUUCCGUCUACAUAUGUCAUUAUCCAGCAAGUUCCUCACUACAGGGCCGAUGAUGUCAACCGACCAAUCCCUUACGGCCAAGAAGAGGGAACAGGCUCCGUUGCGGAAGAGAUUGAUGAUGAGCUCAAGAAGGAUGCCGAGCUUCGAAAAUAAGAGGGUGUAAGCAAUAAAGUUUUUGAAAUCGGGUUAGGGGUAUUAGUUCUCUCUAAAUUGGUUGAAUUUUUCAAUUCGUGAGGUCAUAUUGUAGAUUGGUUACUUUAGUGGAUUGUACUUUUCUCCAUAUUAGGUUAUUAUGAUUUAUGUUUAUGUAGAGGGUCAAC